Messenger RNA from Babesia bovis T2Bo, 1338 nucleotides. Its product is annotated as pre-mRNA-processing factor SLU7 family member. Bases 153 to 1319 code for a protein of 388 amino acids. The record is from RefSeq and is a predicted model, not a curated record. Gene Ontology annotation, biological process: mRNA splicing, via spliceosome. Lineage: Eukaryota; Apicomplexa; Aconoidasida; Piroplasmida; Babesiidae. Gene Ontology annotation, cellular component: spliceosomal complex. The transcript has 4 exons. Gene Ontology annotation, molecular function: pre-mRNA 3'-splice site binding.
UAAUGCACAAAUAUCACACAUUGUCAUUGAUCUAUUUUAUAUCAGUAUAGUAUUUAUGGUUUGAUGCGUUGCGAUCGAAAUAUGUUUUGUUCAAUGUGUGUUUCUUUACGUAUUUUUUCGAAUUAAAUUGCAAUCAUUAUUAUGAAUAUCUUAUGUUUAUUAUGAUGGAUACUAACAAUUCUUCUGCCGUUCCGGAUUCUAAUUGUGUACAACAUACAAAUGGUCCUUCUGUUGAGGGUGCUUCUACCGUUGAAAAAGUGGUAACUAAGGAUGAGACAAAUCCUUAUAUUCCACGUUUCAUUGCUAAGGCGCCUUGGUAUUUGAAUGCUACAUCAGGUCUAAGUCAUCAGCGUGUUCAACAGCAUCAAAAAUCAGCUUUAGAUGAGCCUGUUUUACGUGGAGUGACAUCUAGAGUUGCUGUUCGGUAUCGUAAAAAUGCUUGCGAGAAUUGCGGUGCUUCAACUCACGAUGUGAAGAGUUGUGUUGAGCGUCCACGUAAGAAGGGUGCUAAAUACACCAAUGCUAACAUAUGUCCUGAUGAAUACAUUGUUGAGAACAAAGCAACUGGUUAUGAGGCGGUCCGUGAUCGUUGGUCAGGUUUUGACGCGUCUACUCACCAGUUGGUGCUGAAUGCUCAUCAGGUAGUUGAGGAUGAGCUUUAUCGUCGUCGUAUGGAGGAUUUGGCGAGUACUUUGCAUGAUACUAACGAUAAAUCGUGUUCUAUUGGCAAUGUUGCUUCUGACGACCGUUCUCGUAACACAAUGCCUAACCUUAGAAUUCGUGAAGACACUGCGAAGUAUUUGAUUAAUUUAAAUAUUGAUUCUGCAUUUUACGAUCCGAAAUCUCGUUGUUUACGUGAUGAUCCAUUGUUAGGGAUGUCUAAUUCAGAUCAUCAUACAUUUCGAGGUGACAAUGCUUUAUUUACAUCUGGUGAGGCAUCUCGUCCUGGUGAGAUUGAGCAAUUUGCAUGGGAAGCUCAGCAAAAGGGCUCCAAUGUCAGUUUCAUGGCUCAGCCUACUGAGUUGGAAUUCAUGUUUAAGGACAGUUCACUGAAACGUGAGGAAGCUAAGGCCUCUAAGCGUCAAUCUCUAUUAGAUCGUUUUGGUGGUUCGGCCUAUAUUCGUAAGGAUGGUGACGAGGAUCUCAUUGAUACCAAUUUACCUGUGGUUUCUCAUACGACUGAGAAGGAAACCGAUGUGAUGUUACUUGGUCACACCUCAGUUUGGGGAUCUUAUUAUGAUCGUUCUACUGGUCUUUGGGGUUACAAAUGUUGCCUAUCGACUUCCAAUACUUCACGUUGUACUGCGGGAGAUACUUGAUCUAAUUCUUUAGCUUUGU